Solea solea (common sole) is the source of this 3888-nucleotide messenger RNA. Its product is annotated as zinc finger protein 391-like. Gene Ontology annotation, biological process: central nervous system development; regulation of transcription by RNA polymerase II. Lineage: Eukaryota; Metazoa; Chordata; Actinopteri; Pleuronectiformes; Soleidae. Gene Ontology annotation, cellular component: nucleus. The record is from RefSeq and is a predicted model, not a curated record. Gene Ontology annotation, molecular function: RNA polymerase II cis-regulatory region sequence-specific DNA binding; DNA-binding transcription factor activity, RNA polymerase II-specific. Bases 108 to 2126 code for a protein of 672 amino acids. The transcript is spliced from 4 exons.
CGAGCUAGUGCUGUUAGCUCGGUCUGCUGCUACGAAAACAGAAAGACAUUACGGCCUUUUUUUAACGUGUCGCGCUUAAAUAUUCCAGUUUUUGUAACGAAGCAGCGAUGUCUUCGCUUCGGUGUUUGAGAGAGUUGAUUAGCGAGCGACUAACUGCUGCCGCUGAAGAGAUAUUCACACACGUAGAGAAUAUAAUUGUCGAGUACAAGGAAGAGGUGGAUCGUCAGCGAAAACUGUUGGAGAUCGUUAGUAAACCUCGAGUGAGGUUACAGCGGAUAGAGCCUCCACGGCAGCACGUCUAUAAUGAGGAGGAGGUUCUCACUGAGCAGCAGCUCUGGAACGAGGAGUGGAACUUCAGUCUGGACCAAGAGGAACCUGAGUCUCUACAGAUUAAAGAGGAAAUGGAGGAAAUCUGCACCAGUCAGGAGCAGGAGCAGCUUAAACUGAAGGAGGAGGCUGAUAACUUUAUGUUGAGUCCUGAUUAUCAAGAAAAUGAUCACAUGGAACCAGAACCAGACACUGACCACCAGCUCCUCUCUCCUGUAGCUGAGAGUCAAGAUCAGACAGUCCACAUGAGAAAAAAUACAGAGCCUCCACAGCAGCACGUCUAUAAUGAGGAGGAGGUUCUCACUGAGCAGCAGCUCUGGAACGAGGAGUGGAACUCCAGUCUGGACCAAGAGGAACCCGAGUCUCUACAGAUUAAAGAGGAAGUGGAGGAAAUCUGCACCAGUCAGGAGCAGGAGCAGCUUAAACUGAAGGAGGAGGCUGAUAACUUUAUGUUGAUUCCUGAUUAUCAAGAAAAUGAUCACAUGGAACCAGAACCAGACACUGACCACCAGCUCCUCUCUCCUGUAGCUGAGAGUCAAGAUCAGACAGUCGACAUGAGAACAAAUACAGAGCUUCCACAGCAGUUCAUCUGUAAGGAGGAGGAUGUUCUCACUGAGCAGCAGCUCUGUAACCAGGAGAGCAACUCCAGUCUUGACCAAGAGGAACCAGAGCCUCUACAGAUUAAAGAGGAAGAGGAGGAAAUCUGCACCACUCAGGAGCAGGAGCAGCUUGUAAAGGAGGAGAUUGAUACCUUCAUAGUGAGUUUUGAUGAUGAGGAAGGUGAUCACAUGGAACCAGAACCAGACACUGACCACCAGCUCCUCUCUCCUGUAGCUGAGAGUCAAGAUCCGACUGGAGACAAACCUGAGGACUUGGGAUCCAUGACAAUGAUGAGUCAGAAUAAUGAACAAACUGAUCACAUGUCAAACACAGAUUCUAACACUAACACAGGUCAAGUCAAGUCCAAAAAAUGUGACACGUGCGGAAGAAUGUUUUUAUAUCUGAGCCAGUUAACGAUACACCAGAGGAUCCACACAGGAGAGAAGCCAUAUUUAUGCAAAAUGUGUAGGAAAGCUUUUAUGACCAUUUCUGCGUUGAGACGGCAUAUGAAAACUCACACACACGAGAGGCCACACCCCUGCGAAAUAUGUGGGAAAACCUUUACACGUAGCAGCGCCCGGAAUAACCACAUGAGAACCCACACAGGUGAAAGGCCGUAUUCAUGUGAAACCUGCGGCAAAGGAUUUAGUGACAUUUCAUCGCUCAAUAAGCAUUUGAGAUUGCACACAGGCGAAAAGCCGUAUGCUUGUGAGACAUGUGGGAAAUGCUUUGUAUCCAGCGGCGAUUUGAGAAUCCAUGUCAGAACGCACACGGGCGAGAAGCCAUAUUCAUGUCAAAUAUGUGGCAAGUGUUUCAUGGGCAACGGUGAUCUGAAAGUCCACAUCAGAACGCACACGGGAGAGAAACCGUACUGUUGCGGCACCUGCGAGAAAAGAUUUAAUAACUCGUCAGCUUUAAAGAAGCAUACGAGAGUGCACACGGGAGAAAGGCCCUAUUCCUGCGAAGUUUGUGGGAAGAACUUUGUGCGCAGUUGUGUCCUAAAAGUUCACAUGAGACUUCACACGGGAGAGAAACCGUAUUCUUGCUUGAUAUGUGGGAAAGGUUUUGUGAGCAGUAGUCCCUUGAAGAUUCACAUAAGAACUCACACGGGUGAGAAGCCUUUUUCCUGCAACACCUGUGGGAAGAGAUUCCACAAGUCAUCUAGUAUGAAAAGUCAUCUCCGAGUUCACACAGGUUAAAUGUCGUGCGCUAUUGUAUACGUCAUGACUGUCAUGAGUUUAAUCCCAAGUGUAACCAGGUUUUUGACCAGUCAGAAUAUGAUAAAUCAGCAUGAAUCAUCGGGAUUAUCAGGAACCCAAGACCUGGGUCAAUAUGGCGUUUUCUUCCUUGUGUGCCUCAGGCCACGUGGAAAUGGAACGAAGCGUAAACAACAUUCUUUGUUGUUUUUGAAAAAGUUUUUCCCAUAAACACGGCAACCUUUCAGGAAACGUCCACACAAAACCCCUCCCGAAACGCUGUUGUACAUACAGUUGUGCUCAUACCCUGGGAGAAUUUCAUGAUUUCUUUGCCAUUCUUCAGAGAAUAUGAAUGAUAACACAAAAACCGUUCUUCCACUCGUGGUUAAUGGUUGGGUGAAGCUAUUUAUUGGCAAACAACUGUGUUUACUCUUUUUAAAUCAAAAUGACAAAAGAAAGUACCCAAAUGACCCUGAUCAAAAGUUUACAUCCCCCAGUUGUUAAUAACGUGUAUUGCCCCCUUUAACAUCAAUGACAGCUUGAAGUCUUUUGUUGUAGUUGUGGAUGAGGUUCUUUUAUUUUCUCAGAUAGCAAAGCUGCCCAUUCUUCUUGGCAAAAAGCCUCCAGUUCGUGUAAGUUCUUGGGCUGUCUUGCAUGAACUGCAAGUUUGAGAUCUGCCCAGAGUGGCUCAAUGAUAUUGAGGUCAGGAGAUUGAGAUGGCCACUCCAGAACCUUCACUUUGUUCUGCUGUAGCCAAUGACAGGUCGACUUGGCCUUGUGUUUCCGGGCUGAUGAGUGCAAAUUUUCCUCCAGUAUUUUCUGAUAACAUGCUGCAUUCAUCUUGCCAUCAAUUUUGGCCAAGUUUCCUGUGCCUUUGUAGCUCACACGUCCCCAAAACAUCAGUGAUCCACCUCCGUGUUCCACAGAAGGAAUGGUGUUCCUUUCAUCAUAGGCUUUGUUGACUCCUCUCCAAAUGGAACGUUUAUGGUUGUGGCCAAAAAGUAAAAUUUUGGUCUCAUCACUCCAAAUUACUUUGUUCCAGAAGUUUUGAGGCUUGUCUCUGUGCUGUUUGGCGUAAUGUAAGCGGGAUACUUUGUGACAUUUGCCCAGAAAUGGCUUUCUUCUGGCGACUCGACCAUGCAGCCCAUUUUUCUUCAAGUGCCUCCUUAUUGUGCGUCUUGAAACAGCCACACUACAAUUUUUCAGAGAGUCCUGUAUUAAAGUUGAAGUUAUUUGUGGAUUUUUCUUUGCAUCUCGAACAAUUUUCCUGGCAGUUGUGGCUGAAAUCUUUGCUGGUCUACCUGACCGUGGUUUGGUUUCCCUCAUUUUCCACUUCUUAAUCAGCGUUUGAACACUGCUGAUUGGCAUGCUCAAUUCCUUGGAUAUCUUUGUAUACCCCUUUCCUGUUUUAUACAGUUCAAUUACCUUUUCUCGCAGAUCCUUUGACAAUCCUUUUGCUUUCCCUGUGACUCAGAAUCCAGAAACAUCUGUGCAGCACUGGAUGAAAGAUGCAAUGGUCUGUCAGAAGCCCAGAAACUCACUGACCUUUUAUACACACACACUAAUUACAAACAAACAGGCCACAGGUGAGGAUUGAUUAGCCAUUCAAACCUGUUUGUGUCAACUUUUGUGCAUGUUGUCAGGUCAAAGUCACUGGGGUAUGUAAACUUUUGAUCAGGGUCAUUUGGGUACUUUCUUUUGUCAUUUAGAUUUAAAAAGAGAAAACACAGUUGUUUGCCAAUAAACAGCUUCACACAACCAUUAA